AUGGCCCACCCCAGUGGCAGUGAGAUAGGCGGUGGAAGGCGCAAGAAAAGGACGCAAGAAGCGAUCGGUGAACGUAGUGAUGGUGGUCCGGGCGGCAGGACGAACGCCGUGACCUGGAUAGUGUUCCUGGUUGUAGGUUUUUGGGCUCUUCCGGCCCACGGUGCUCCGUCACUGGCCGCCAAGUCGUGGCCCUCGAUGAAGACGUACGAUAUCUGGGGUGAACCCGCCGAGAACUCGCCGGCACCGUCAGGGGCAAGGUCGACCACCGAUUCCUUUGACCCACAUGCAUCCAGCAACGGAACCGGUUCCCGGGGGCAGCAUCGUAGCCGGUACAGCUACGACGAAGCGGCUUCCUUUUACGGUGACGCAAGCCACAACACGCUCAGUGGCGACGGUGGCCGGCAACGGUCCGCGAAAGUGUUGAACUUCCUGCCGGUGCCGGUGAAUGAUGAGUGUCUGGCGGACGAUGGACGGCGCACGGGGAUGUGCAUGAACGUCUACGAGUGCCGGAUACAGGGGGGGAAGGCACGUGGCGAGUGUGCCCUUGGCUUCGGGGUAUGCUGCGUGUUUGUCGCCACCUGCAACGAGGAGAUCGGCAACAAUCUCACGUACUUCGUGUCCCCGCGCUUCCCGGGCAUCGUGCCGAAGGACGUCGGGAGCUGCAAGCUCAAGAUCAAGCUGAUGAACCCGGACGUGUCGCAGCUGAAGUUUGAGUUCAUCCACUUCGCACUGGGACAACCGAAUCGGCGGACCGGAGUGUGCGAGGGCGACAUCUUCCGGCUGAUCGGCGGCGUGAUACCGUUCGAUCUGUGCGGUCACAACUCGGGCCAACACCUGUACUACGACCUGAGCCCCAAGAGCCGGGCCGACGAGUCGAUCGAGCUGGAGAUGAACUUUGCGACUCGCUCGUUCGCCCAGCGCCUGUGGGAGAUCCGCGUGUCGCAGAUUCCGUUCAGCCAGCGGUCACCGAGCGGGUGCAUGCAGUACUUCAUCGGCACCGAGGGCCUCAUCCAGACGUUCAACUUUGCCGAGAACGGCCGGUACCUGGCGAACCACAACUACCGGGCGUGCAUCCGGCAGGAGAAGAACAUGUGCUCGGUGGCGUACGAACCGUGCGACGAGCAGUCGUUCCGUAUCGGCGGCUCCAGGGACCAGGCGGGCCCGGGUGGCGGUGGUGCUGGUCCACUCGGUGGGGCAGCUGGCGGUGGAUCACCUGCUUCCGGCACGGGUCCUUUCUCAGACCCGUCGCUGGCUAGCGAUCCUCUGGCACCGGCCGCCGAUAUUCCGGCUGACGUGGGCGCUCCAGUGCUGGAGUCUCCCAUAGGCGGCCUGCCCGACGGUGGUCCACUGGCCCCGGAUCAGGACGUGGCCGCCGAUGAACCAACGCCCGUUGAGACCGCCGGCGAUGAUCCGGACGCAGCGGCCGACGAAGGUUCCGGUGGCGGAGGCGGCUUCUUCGAUGGGUUCUUCCCAUCGUUCUUCGGUCGGAGCAUCUUCGAUGAUGACACGGGCCGCAGUGGACGGUCACUGAGUCCUGGGACCGGCCAGGACCUGGGACGACAGUUUGGUACCGUGAACUGCGCGGACCGGAUCACGCUGCCGUGCAUCGUGGAGGACUUCAUCGGCGUCGGGAUGGGUGAGCUGCCCAGCUGUCGGCCUGUACACUGCGGGAAUUCACUCUGUCCGCCCGGAGUGUCCCCGUGCCGGGUCGAGACCUCGGUUACCCCGUUCAGCCUGGGAAUCCACUUCGGCGAGGGCCUGGAUCGGGGCAGCCCGGAGGACAACCUGGGGGCCUGCAUCCGUUACAGUCAGAUUCCGUGCGCGGGAUAA
Molecule: messenger RNA, 1830 nt
Organism: Anopheles bellator
Lineage: Eukaryota; Metazoa; Arthropoda; Insecta; Diptera; Culicidae
Exons: 4
Coding region: 1-1830 (609 amino acids)
Source: RefSeq, a predicted model, not a curated record